AUGUCUUUAUUCAGCUUACUUCCUCAGGCAGCCGGGCUUCUUCCCAAAUGGCAACUUGUGGUGUCAUCUCUUGCAGUCUUCAAUACUGUACAAAACUUUGUGACUCUAAGCCUUACCAAGCGAAUUUACAGCAAACAACCACAAAAUGUCACAGCUCUUCAAUCACGCACGUUCGCAAUCUGGACACUCACAUCUGCAAUUCUGCGAUUUUACUGUGCGUAUCAUGUGAAUGAAAAAGUCGUGUACGACUUGACGAUGUGGACCUAUGUCCUCGCAUUUGGCCACUUUACGUCCGAGUUUCUCAUCUUCCGUACUGCGGGACUCGGACCGGGACUUCUGAGCCCAAUGAUCGUCUCGACAACUUCGUUCAUAUGGAUGUGGAGCCAAUACGACUUUUACGUCUCGCGAUAA
Rhizoctonia solani is the source of this 411-nucleotide messenger RNA. RefSeq lists its product as uncharacterized. Gene Ontology annotation, cellular component: membrane; endoplasmic reticulum. The transcript has 5 exons. The record is from RefSeq and is a predicted model, not a curated record. The coding region runs from base 1 to 411 and encodes 136 amino acids. Gene Ontology annotation, molecular function: protein-macromolecule adaptor activity. NCBI's taxonomy places the organism in Eukaryota, Fungi, Basidiomycota, Agaricomycetes, Cantharellales, Ceratobasidiaceae.